GUGAUGGAUAAAGUUGAUGGAGAGGAAGAGAAUACACGCGCGUGGAUGAAGCGGCAUCCUGAAUACAGCGUCAUGACUUCCGGUCACCUAAAUCCUAAAACCAGCAUCAUGCCGUGGAACUGCAGGGAGCCGAGGAAUGUAGCGAACAGCGUGAUGCCAUCCUGUGAGGAACAGCGUGCUGCCACUGAGAUGAACUCUGGAGUCAUUUUACAGUGAAAAAGUGUGAUGCCAUCCUGCAUGAUGCCACUCUGGACUGAACAGUGCAAAGUUGUUUCCUAAUAAACAUUGUGACGUCAUCCUGGGUGAUUCCAGUGUACUAUGAAAAGUGUGAUGCCAUUCUGCAGUAAACAAGCUUGAUGCCGUCUGGUGUGAUGCCACUGUGCAGUGAAGAGUGUGAUGCCAUUUUAAGAAGUCUGUCUUUUUACAGUGAAGCGUGUGAUACUAUUCUGUAAAGAGCAGUGCGAUGCCAUUCUGUUUCAAACAGUGCAACAAAAUGUGUAAUGCCUUUCAUUUCGAAAUGGGCCGCGUGAUGCCACCCUGGGUGAUGCCAUUCUGCAGCGAACAGUCAAUUCGCAAUGAAAACAAGCAUCAGACUCUCCUGCGCUGACUUCUGAGCGGCGCCAUGCACUUGGCGGACGUGCUCGCGUGCAUCGCGGUGCUCGCUGUCCUGGCGGUCUCGCUGCUGUCCAACGCGCUCGUGCUGAUCUGCUUCGCGUGCAGCCCCGAGAUCAGGAAGCGCGCGGCGUGCCUUUUCACGCUCAACCUGGCCACGUGCAACCUGAUGCUCACCGUCACGAGCAUGCCUCUCAUGCUGCUCGCGCUCGCAGGCCACGCGCAGCCGGGAGGCGACGGGCUGUGUCGCGCGGCCGCCUUCCUCGAGACCUUCCUGAGCGCCAACGCCAUGCUCACGGUGGCCGCGCUCAGCGUGGACGGCUGGAUGGCGGUGGUCUUCCCGCUCAGCUACCGCUCCAGGAUGCGCCACCGGGACGCCGCGCUCGCGCUCGCCUACGCGUGGGCGCACUCCGCGUGCUUCGCGGCGGCCGCUGCGUGCCUCUCGUGGCACGGCUACCACGGGCUCUACGCGUCGUGCACGCUGCGCGCCAACGCCUCCGCCGCCUCCAGCGUGCCUUUCGCCGCGUUCACGGCGGCCUUCCACGCGCUCACUUUCCUGCUGUCGCUCGUCGUGCUGUGCGUCGCCUACCUCAAAGUGCUCCGAGUCGCGCGCUUCCACUGCAAGCGCAUUGACGUGAUCACCAUGCAGACCCUCGUGCUGCUCGUGGACAUCCACCCCAGCGUUCGACAGCGAUGCCUGGAGGAACAGAGGAGGCGACGGCAGCGAGCAGCCAGGAAGAUCAGCACAUUCAUUGGCACUUUUGUGCUUUGUUUCGCACCCUACGUGAUCACAAGGCUUGUGGAACUUUGGCCUGCAGUUCCUAUAAAUCAACACUGGGGGGUGCUGUGUAAAUGUCUGGCCUACAGUAAAGCAGCAUGUGACCCCUUCGUCUACUCCCUGCUCCGGCACCAGUACCGGAAAGCCUGCACUGACAUCAUCAACCGGAUCCUAAAGAUCCGGAGGUCUAUGAACUCGUCAGACGAGUGGCAGCGAGCAAACGGUCCCAACACCGUCGUUCAGGCCAUGGAGCUACCAGGAACACUGAAGGAAUGUACAGCGUAAAAAACAAAAACAGGUGUGAUGAUGAUGAGGAGCUUCUACGCACAAGAACUGUGAAGAUUCCACUCUACCCAAAUGAUCCACUGGAGAUUCCAGAACGGUCCGUUCUCUAGAAUGGACAAUUGUA
This is a messenger RNA of Ictalurus furcatus (blue catfish), 1799 nucleotides long. RefSeq names its product G protein-coupled receptor 26 (gene gpr26). NCBI's taxonomy places the organism in Eukaryota, Metazoa, Chordata, Actinopteri, Siluriformes, Ictaluridae. Bases 623 to 1675 code for a protein of 350 amino acids. The transcript has 3 exons. Gene Ontology annotation, cellular component: membrane. Gene Ontology annotation, molecular function: G protein-coupled receptor activity. Gene Ontology annotation, biological process: adenylate cyclase-activating G protein-coupled receptor signaling pathway. The record is from RefSeq and is a predicted model, not a curated record.